This is a messenger RNA of Durio zibethinus, 1743 nucleotides long. RefSeq names its product beta-glucosidase 42-like. Gene Ontology annotation, molecular function: beta-glucosidase activity. The record is from RefSeq and is a predicted model, not a curated record. NCBI's taxonomy places the organism in Eukaryota, Viridiplantae, Streptophyta, Magnoliopsida, Malvales, Malvaceae. Gene Ontology annotation, biological process: cellulose catabolic process.
CACUCUGAUUUCUUAACAAGAAAAAUGGCUAAGAAGAAGCAUAUUCUGAAGGAAGAGGAAGAACAUGAUUCCAACACAAAAGAAGUUUGUCGAGCUGAUUUCCCUCCUGACUUUGUCUUUGGUGUUGCUACUGCUUCCUAUCAGAUUGAAGGAGGUGUCAAGGAGGGUGGCAGGGGUGCAAGCAUAUGGGAUGUUUUCUCACACACUGAAGGAAAAAUUAUUGAUGGAAGCAGUGGUGAUGUGGCAGUGGAUCAUUAUCACCGGUACAAGGAAGAUGUCGACCUUAUAUCUGAGUUGGGGUUCAAAGCUUAUAGAUUUUCGAUAUCAUGGCCUCGUAUUUUCCCAGAUGGUUUGGGAACCCAAGUUAAUGAGGAGGGAAUUACUUUCUACAACAAUUUGAUUGAUGCCCUUCUUGAAAAGGGUGUUGAGCCCUAUGCGACUUUGCAUCAUUGGGAUCUUCCAUUGCAUCUUCAUGAGUCAAUAGGAGGGUGGUUAAACAAGCAAAUUGUAGACUACUUUGCUAUCUAUGCAGAUACUUGCUUUGCACAUUUUGGCGAUAGAGUAAAGACCUGGACUACAAUAAAUGAGCCACUGCAUAUUGCUGUGGGAGGGUAUGAUACUGGAACAUCUGCCCCUGGGAGACGUGAAAAUUCAUCAACAGAAACAUAUUUGGCUGCACACCAUAUGAUUUUGGCCCAUGCUGCAGCUGUUUCCAUAUACCAAAGUAAGUACAAGGAUAAGCAAGGGGGACAGGUAGGAAUAGUGGUCGAUUGCGAAUGGGGAGAGGCAAAUUCAGAUAAAUUGGAGGAUAAAUGUGCUGCAGUAAGGCGGGUUGAAUUUCAGCUUGGAUGGUUCUUGCAUCCAUUGUAUUUUGGAGACUAUCCUAAAAGCAUGCGUGAGCGACUCGGGGAUCAGCUUCCAGAGUUCACAGAGGAAGACAGGGAGUUGCUUGAUAGCUCCAUGGACUUUGUUGGUUUAAAUCAGUAUACGUCGAGGUUAGUUUCUCAUGCAGCAGAUGGUGCUGAAGAAGGUCAUUUUGAUAAAGCACAACAGAUUCAGAAAAUUGUGGAAUGGGAAGAUGGCGAGAUGAUUGGUGAAAAGGCGGCAUCAGACUGGCUCUAUAUUGUUCCUUGGGGCAUGCGGAAGGUUCUUAAUUACAUAGCCGAUACAUACAGUUGUCCACCAAUAUAUAUUAUGGAGAAUGGUAUGGAUGAUGAAGAAAACGACAGUGCCGCUCUCCAUGAGAUGCUUGAUGACAAACUGAGGGUUCGGUUUUACAAAGGAUACCUUGCUGCUGUUGCUCAAGCAAUCAAGGAUGGAGUGGAUGUGAGGGGAUAUUUCGCAUGGUCAUUAAUGGACAACUUUGAGUGGUCUCAUGGCUACACCAAGCGCUUUGGUUUGGUAUAUGUUGACUACAAAAAUGGCCUCAAUCGCCAUCCUAAGUCAUCUGCAUUUUGGUUCAAGCACUUCUUGAAAGGUGCUGACGAUGGAAGUAACAAGAACAAUGAAGAUUGAAGAAUGAAGAAUGAAGAAUGAGCAAUUACAAUCAGCAUUACAACACGUUGUUCAUCUCAAUGCCCAUAAUUGAGCAAAUGCAAAUAAAGACUGUGGACUUUUUUUUUCAGUUAAAUCUUAAUUUGAAUAAAUAUGGUUGGCGACUAUCUGCCAUAAACCACCCUUUUGUAAUUAUUUCAGGUUUUAUCAAGUCAAGAUGCUUUUAUCUCUAAUCUAUGAUCUAAUGAA